AUGGCUAGGACGUGCUAUAGCAACAGCCGGGGCUACUACCGCUGCAAUUCAGCAUGGAAUAACUGGGUUCGCUGGGUCGUCCUCGUAGUCGUCGUCUUGGGCUUCCUCCUCCUCUUCGUACUAUGCUCCUGCCUAACCGCCCGCCGCCGCCGCAAAGCCGGCCGCCAACCCUUCUACGGCACAGGCUGGGCCGCGCGCCCCGGCAACAACAACGCCUACGGCCAAAACACCACUGCACCCUACUACAACAAUCAACACAACCCCGCGCCGCCUUACUCCGCCGCUACCACCAAUAACAACAACGGAGGUUACUACGGCGGCGGAGGCGCAAACCAGGGCUACUACGGUCAGCAAAACGGCGUCGAGCUGCAGAGUCCGCAGCCGACGUAUGGAGGCGGGUAUGCGCCGCCGCCGGGGCCGCCGCCGGCUAAGGUUUAG
Alternaria incomplexa is the source of this 438-nucleotide messenger RNA. RefSeq lists its product as uncharacterized. The record is from RefSeq and is a predicted model, not a curated record. NCBI's taxonomy places the organism in Eukaryota, Fungi, Ascomycota, Dothideomycetes, Pleosporales, Pleosporaceae. The transcript is spliced from 2 exons. Gene Ontology annotation, cellular component: intracellular membrane-bounded organelle. The coding region runs from base 1 to 438 and encodes 145 amino acids. Gene Ontology annotation, biological process: vesicle-mediated transport.